Messenger RNA from Drepanopeziza brunnea f. sp. 'multigermtubi' MB_m1, 1203 nucleotides. Lineage: Eukaryota; Fungi; Ascomycota; Leotiomycetes; Helotiales; Drepanopezizaceae. The record is from RefSeq and is a predicted model, not a curated record.
AUGCCAGUUUCGAGUUUCAAGUUUGGCGCUGGGCGAGCGGGGGUGGGUGGCGCACCCGGAUUGGGGAGAGCAGGAUCGAAUUGGGAAGGAGGUAGUAGGUACAGUAGAGGAGCAGUGUUUCUUGGAUCCCAAAGCUGGUUGGGUCGUGCGGGCGGACUUGGGGGUUGGGGGCCAGACCAGACCAGACCCGGUACGGUACAAUACGGCAGUUGCAGUGCUGCAGCGUUGCAGCGAUGCAGCGUUGCAGCGAUGCAGCGUUGCAGUGUUGCAGUACCAAGAUCGGCCGCCGCUACUCUAUUCGAGCUCGGUCCUCUGGACGUACUACUACGUACUACGUACUACGUACCUACUACACUACGUACUAUACGCACUGACUGUCCGGAGUGGGACAGCGCAACCGGUGCCGAAGGCCCGUGGCCGACCAGGAUGCCCCACGGAUGGGACCCCCGCAAUCCAGCAACGGGAGAGCGUCCCCAAGCGCUGGGACUUGGUCUGAGACAUUUGGCCUCCCCUCCGGCGCCCCGCGUUGCCGUUGCGGGCAUCGUCAUGGCCCCCAGCGAGGACAUGAUCGACAUGGCGCUCCAGUUGCCAGGAAUCGCUACUAUUUCCACUUCUCGCCCGGAGAUGCCAGGUACGCAUCUGCACUACCCGUCAACCCGUCAACCCGUGAGAGCUGCAUUGCCUGAAAAGAGGGAACUUGCACCUGCUCUAAGAUGGAAGGUGGGAGGUGUACAGAGUACGGUAGUCGUGACUCCGCCUCGCCUCCCGACGCCUCUUAGGUACCAAUAUACGUAUUCAGCCGGAGGAUGCCUCGAAAGUUUAAAUCUCCAUCUCCACUUUCAAGCCCCUGGUUACCCUCCUGUGACGUUGUACGUCGUAGAUUUCAGAAUUUCCCGUCUGAAUGCCAGGAACGAAGAGAACAUGGAUAUGGACAUGGACAUGGACAUGGACAUGGACAUGAACAUGAACACGAACUCGAACUUGAACACGAACAUGAACAUGAACAUGAACAUGCUCGCUGCAGACAGGUCGAGCGUUCAGGAUAUGGCUACCCAUACUAGAUGCCGGAUGCCGGACGCGCUGUCCGUAUCGCCGGUGCACCGACCGACCUUCAGAGCAGAACGUGGGCCCAUCACCCGCACGCGGACCUUCGAGAAGGAAUCUGCAGGACGAUCAGAGGAUCCCACCGGCACCGGGCAGUAA